Polistes dominula (European paper wasp) is the source of this 1788-nucleotide messenger RNA. RefSeq names its product transmembrane protein 53-like lethal (2) k09913. Gene Ontology annotation, molecular function: serine hydrolase activity. Lineage: Eukaryota; Metazoa; Arthropoda; Insecta; Hymenoptera; Vespidae. The record is from RefSeq and is a predicted model, not a curated record.
UUCUCAAUUUUAUUUCAUUCAUUUAAUUAAUUAAAUAGUGUUUGCAUCCUUAAUUGCGUGCUCAUUUAUGAAAGGAAGAUAGAAAUGUAAUAAUGUUUGCAAAGAUCAUGCGAUUGAACCUGUUCAAUAUGUUUAUUAUUCAUUUAAUCGUCGAUCUUUGAUAACAAAUAGUAAUCUUUUUUUUAUGUUAAUAUAUCAACCUCAUGAAAAUGAUAGUGUCGUUGACAUAAGAGCAUGCGCGAUCUUAUUUUUAGUAGCUUCAAUAUCGUGUAGUUAAUUAUAUUGAAUUCAGUGAAUAUACAUAUUGACACGCAACUGUAGUAGCAUCGGUACAACCACUAUCAUUUUAAGUAUGUAUUCAAGUCUAGUUGAAGCCAGUCUGCAUUAAUGCUUUGUCUUCGACAGAGUUGCAUCUUACAAAAGGAUUACAAAGCAAACAGGUACACGUAGAUUGAUUUAAAUUUCAAUCGACUCGUCACUACUUGGCAAUAACUGUCAACGUGUCAUUAACUGUUUACAACUAAAUUCAACCUCUCUCUUCAAAUAUGUAUUCACAUCUUAAUUCGAUUCAUUUCAAUCUGAAAAAUUAAUAAUCGAAUUUAAAUCGAAAUUUGAUCUUCGCUAUCUUUCGAUAUCUAGGGUAUCUACAUGAUUAACAAAAGAUACAAGAUUACGGCGAUAAAUAAACAUGUGAUUUACCUAACACAUUAAUCCAACAGAAGUAGUUUUAGAUUCGUGCAGUUAUGAUUACCAUUUAUUCGAUUAAAAGUAUUGAUAUUAUAGCCACUGAAAUAAACUCUUCUUGCCAUAAUGGUACCCGGAAGAAUAUUAAUGUCUUCCUUUUUAUGGAAACAAUUUAAUCAUCGUUUACUGCCUAAACAGUUAAUCACUACACAAAAUAAGGCUGUUAUGCUAAUAUAUCCCAGACUGUUAUCAACUUGUGAAGUCACCAAAAAUAUUAAAUUCAUUUCUCAAGAUAAUGACGUUAAAAUAUUAAAAUAUUCAGUACAGAAUUCUAAUUCCUCGGAAAAACGGCCUUUGUUAGUUUUGCUUUGUUGGCUUCUAGCUAAAGAAAAACAUAUUAUGAAAUUUGCUGAUCUGUAUUUACAACAAGGAUUUGAUGUUACAUUAGUAACAAUCACUCCAUGGCAACUUAUGUGGCCUGAAAAAGGUUCCAGGUUAAUUGCAGUAGAUUUGUUGACAUUUUUACUAGAGAAUCAAGAUUAUCAACAAAUUAUCUUACAUGGGUUUUCUGUAGCUGGCUACAUCUGGGGCGAAGUUUUAACUUUUAUACAUGCCGAUCGCGAAAAAUAUAACAAUGUUGUUGAUAGAAUUAUUGGUCAUGUAUGGGACAGUGCUGCAGAUAUUAGCGAAUUUGUUGUAGGUACACCACGUGCCAUUUUUCCUAAUAAUCCUUUGUUACAAUCUAUAAUACGAAAGUAUUUAAUUUAUCACAUGAAAGCGUUUUACAAACAAUCUACACAGUAUUACCUUCGUUCUAGUCAGAUGUUUCAUACAAAUUUGAUACGGAGUCCAGCACUUUUCUUCGUAAGUAAUAAGGAUCCUGUGGGUUUAGUAAGUAGUAACAUGAGAGUUCGAGAUUCCUGGGAUUCCUCAGGUACAAAGACUUAUGUUAAAAUAUUUGAUGGAUCACCCCACGUUGGACAUUAUCGAAAAUAUCCGAAAGAAUAUGUUGAGGAACUUAAUGCAUUCUUAGGAAUGUUAAACUUAAUCAAAAAUAAAGAUAAAAUUACAGCUCAAGGCUAAGCUGAAAUGAAAAAUUGAAUA